Aspergillus vadensis CBS 113365 is the source of this 2088-nucleotide messenger RNA. RefSeq lists its product as uncharacterized. Lineage: Eukaryota; Fungi; Ascomycota; Eurotiomycetes; Eurotiales; Aspergillaceae. Gene Ontology annotation, biological process: intracellular protein transport; vesicle-mediated transport. The record is from RefSeq and is a predicted model, not a curated record. Gene Ontology annotation, molecular function: GTPase activity; GTP binding. The transcript has 3 exons. Bases 1 to 2088 code for a protein of 695 amino acids. Gene Ontology annotation, cellular component: cytoplasm.
AUGGACAAACUCUCGAAAUGGAUUUUCGAUGAGAAACACUACCGCAUCUUGCUCUUGGGAGAAGACAGCUGCGGCAAGACAACCUUCCUCCGCCGCCUCAAAUUCGGCGAAAUCGGAGAGCAAGAGCCGCUACCGACGAGGGACUUGGAUAUUGAGACAGUGAAAUACCCUGCCACCUAUGAGUGGAGUAUAUGGGAGUUCCGGAUCCGUUGUGGGCCCUUAAUAUGGCGGGAGCUUGCGCCACAUACUCUGGUUGUGUGGUUGCACGAUUGCUCUACCGAGGAGUGGCCACCAUGGAGGUUUCGCAAUUUGCUCGAUCAGAUGGUGGAGAGAGGAUGUCGGUAUAUAUGGGUUGGGUUGAAUAAGCAAGAUUCGCCGGAUGUCUCGAAGGAGGUGGUUCAGAAGGCGAGACGGAAAUAUGAGGAGGAAUUGGUGAAGUAUAAGGAUGAAAUUUCGUGGAAAGUACUAACGCAUAAUCUGAGCUCGAAAGCUGGGGUCGGGGUAUUUGAAGUUCUCGAGGACAUCUACCAAACCGUGAAGAGGGUGAAUCUGGAGCCUGCGAAGGAGGACAAACGGGAUAAGAAGGGGACGGUCAUAAGCGACUCAACGGAUGAAGAUUUGACUACUGAACAGCUGCAACUUCGAAUCGGCAAGGAGAUUACUGGAGACACAUUCGACCCCGAUGCGUUCUGGACAUCUUUCUUGAACGGAGACUUGCCGGUGUGGUCUCACUACACCUAUUUGAAAGCGCUCUUUUUCGUCAUACUCGAGUCGGCGAAGACGAAAAACUUCUAUGAGAUCGCAGAGGAUUUCUUCAUUCACCUCAACCGACUUAGAAAAACAUCUCCCCAGCUAUUCAGCGACAGCGAGACACCGAGAGCCUACGUCCAUGCUCCAUUCAGCAGAUGCCUAGUCACGUUCUGGACUAUACAACUUCAACAUGGAAUCCGGGACUAUCGCAUGCACAGUAUGAGCUCAGAUCUCCCAUACCGAGAAGAGUUCCCCCAAAUUCUCCGCCACUCGCCAUCAUUGAUGAACACCUAUCUCUGGAAGAGUUAUUACUCCUUCAACCCUGUCUCCAGACCACGGGACGUCUGGUCAAUCCCGAAUUUACGGCCUCUCCCAACACAGACAGAUUAUCUCCGCGAUCCAGCGACAGUGCCUAUGAUGAACAAAGGACCAGAGAAACUCAUACGAUACGCCUUCGCUGUGAUGCAGUAUGUGCGGAACACGGGGGCGGUGCAUGAUCAAGUAGUUACCCAGGCGCUGGUAGCACUCCAGCAAGCUACCAUGCGGGCGAGGACAACUGAUUCGACGGUUGAGAUGUACUCGGAGACACAGAUGUACUUCUGGAUCCAUAUAGUCCAUGCUGCGCUGCGGUCACUGGAUGAUGAGAAGCGGUCAAUUGAUACUUCGAAGAUGUCAUUCGAGGCUUUUCAGGAGACUUUCCAUCUCAAUCCGACACGCUGGAAGGAGUACUACUCGCACAAAGUGUGGAAUAGCGUCGCUGCACGAUCGCAGUUCGUGAUGCCUGAUCUCAAGCCGCUGCCGAACAUCAUCGCAGCUCUCCCUAGCAAUGAAACUAGAAAAAUAUCAGAAGCAAUACUGGAGCUCCCAUCUGCCGAAGAGCUUACAUUCCGGGCCAAAAUGGCCUGUAAGGAAUUGACGCCAGACCUACAAAAAUCGGGCCCGCCAGUCCUCAGUCACGCUCACCUUCUUCUUUACCUUCACAAACGAUUCACACAAGAUACCGGGGAAACGUCGCGGGAGAAGCUCAGGUCUCGAGCCAGAGAGCUGUUUAGCGAGAUAGCAGGCCCGAUUGUAGCUGGGGCGACACAUCGAAACUUCUGGAUCCAGCAGGUCGGAGUCGCAGUGUCAAAUUCGAAUAUUGGUAGGGGCCACUCGACGUUCUCGGAAUUUAUUACGAGCAACCUCCACCUGGUUUUCGAGGAGCUGCAUGGUAUUUAUUAUGAACCAGAAGUCUGGAACAGCGCUGAUGCAGGGGAGAAGAUUCUCGUUCCUGACACACGAAGGAUGGAGGCGAUCAUCGACAUGGUGGACCCGAACAUGUCUGCAGAUGCAAUAUAA